AUGGCAAGUCAAAUCGGAUCUCGUACCUCUGAUUUCGACCGGAAAGCCGCACUGAAGGCCUUCGACGAGACAAAAACCGGCGUAAAGAGCCUCGUAGAUGCUGGAAUCACGACAAUCCCACCGAUAUUCCUCUACCCACAGCACAUCACAGCUCCCAUCAAAUCAACUUCCGGACGACCCUGUGUUGGAGCUGUCGGUCAUCUGCACCGUUGA
Linum tenue is the source of this 213-nucleotide messenger RNA. The record is from the annotation of a GenBank genome assembly. Lineage: Eukaryota; Viridiplantae; Streptophyta; Magnoliopsida; Malpighiales; Linaceae.